Dujonia railenensis is the source of this 1203-nucleotide messenger RNA. Lineage: Eukaryota; Fungi; Ascomycota; Pichiomycetes; Serinales; Debaryomycetaceae. The record is from the annotation of a GenBank genome assembly.
AUGGACUACACAUUCACUGAGCUCACUGAUGAGCAAAAGAAGUACAUCAAGGCAACUAUACCAUACCUUGAAAAGGCUGGUGUCGACUUGACUGCUAAGUUCUACCUGAAUAUGCUUGAGAAAAAUGAAGAAGUAAGACCAUUCUUCAAUAAGGCUCACCAAGCUACCAGGGAACAGCCUGCUAUAUUAGCAUUUGCAUUGCUUGCCUAUGCUCAGAAUAUUGAUGAUUUGACUCCACUCGUUGGUUUCGUGAAGCAGAUCAUCAUCAAGCAUACAGGGUUACAAAUUAAGCCGCACCAUUAUCCAAUUGUCGGAACAAAUUUGCUUGAGACCAUGGUUGAAGUUUUAGGAUCAGAAGUUGCAAGUCCACCAUUAAUUGAAGCUUGGGCAACAGCAUACGGCAACUUAGCUAAAUUGCUAAUCGACGGUGAAAGGGAAAUUUAUGAACAGAACCAAUGGGAUGGAUUCAGAGAGUUUGAGGUUACACUGAUUGAAGAUGAAUCGAGCGAUGUUAAACUGGUUCAAUUCAAGCCGAAGGAUGCCACUCAAAAAGUGCAAAUUCCCCAAAGAGGUCAGUACGUGGGUAUUAGGUUUACUUUAGACGAUGGAACAGUAACCACUAGAGAAUAUUCUUUAUCAUCCUAUGAUACAGUUAAGAACAACAAGUAUCAAAUUUCUGUUAAGAGAGAUAGGAACGGCGGUAUUGUGUCAAAUUUUGUGCAUGACAAAUUGAGAGUAGGUGAUACUAUCAAGGUAUCUCCUCCAAAUGGAAAUUUUGUGUACAGACAUGAAGAAAGCAAACCUGUGUUAAUUUUCACUGCAGGAAUUGGUAUAACUCCAAUGGUUUCAAUUAUGCAACAGGCGCUAGAAAGUGGUAGAGAAGUCAUUAUGCACUAUUCCAAUAGUUCAGUUGAAGUACGUCCUUUUACCAAAGUAUUGCAACAAUUAAAAGAGAAAUAUGGCAAAACUUUCACCUUGAAUGAAUACAUAUCACAGGCUCAAGAGCAAGAAGGAAGCAUAAAGCUUGACAAGGUAUCUAACAGAAGGAUAGAAAGCACCGAUAUUCCAUCCAAUUCUGUAGACUACGACGUUUACUUACUUGGACCUAGCAGUUACAAUGAUGUGAUCUUUGGUGCUUUAGCUCAAAAGGGCGUGGAGAAAUCAAAAGUUGCAACAGAAGUAUUCGGUGUAUAUAAACCUUAG